This is a messenger RNA of Podarcis lilfordi (Lilford's wall lizard), 2328 nucleotides long. The record is from the annotation of a GenBank genome assembly. Lineage: Eukaryota; Metazoa; Chordata; Lepidosauria; Squamata; Lacertidae.
AUGCCUUCCGCGUGCAGACACGCGUCGUACACGCAUCUGCGAGAGCCCACCGCCACGCACGUGUGCCGUGUCCCCCCACCCGCAGUAGCAGCUGCUGCGCUGCCCACGAAAGUCAGGGAGCAGCGCUAUACUCCCCAGUCCCACUGAACCUCAGGGCGCUUACUUCCGAGUAAACACGCGUAGGAUUGCAUUGCGCGGGACUGGCUUGUGUUUGGCCCGGAUACGCCGGAACCCAACAGCUUGGCAGGAAAUGCCCUUUGGAAUAAAUGCACCCCCCCCCAUUACGAAGAGGGUUGCGAAAUUGUUGCACGUGUCAAUGGAAUCGCAGCGGAAAUUCCGACAGAUCGCGGGAGUUUUUGUGCAAUUCCCCCCCUUUAUGAAGGGGAGUUGGCAUCAGCGCAGUAAAAGAUUGCACAACAGAACAGUAACAUGGGCUAGCCCGAGAAAAAAAAGCAGGCUCUCCUCCCCCCCUCCUAAUGCGUGAGUCAUCUCACGUUAAUUUAGAAAAAGUAUAGAAAUAGCACGUUAAAGAGCAAAUGCAUUCUCAGGAAGUUGUUGGCAUCGUUGUUUCCAGAGUAGCUUCCAAAUGAGACGGGGGCGGAGAGGGGCAUCGCGUGUGUGCGAAAUACAGCAAAACCGGAUUCAAGUCAUCAUUGAUGGUAAAGCAAUGGCUUUUCUCUGCCUUUUAGCAAAGAGAACACGUGGACGUCUGAAACAGUGUGACGCAAUAACCCCAGAGAGUUCAGCGAGGCCCAGGGGACGAGUGUAGAAACGACGGCGCGGGGGUGGCUUGCACAACAGAGAGCGGCAGGAUCGACAGUGGGAAUUCCUCUGCUGCUUGCCAAAGACAAAAUGUGCUGCAACGGUUUCCCGAAAGCGCUGGGAUAGGAAAGGAAGGAGGCCGUCCGUUUUCGUCACACACCGCAUCUAUUCAGGAGACGCGCCUCAAAUGUAAACAGGAGCCGUCAGAACAGAACACAGGCCCAUUCAGCAGACGGGUGGGGCAAGCACGGCAGGAAUGGUUUCCACGUUUUGAAGUAAGUGAAGUAAUGUGCUUUUAAGUCCAGAGUCUUAACAUGCCCUAACCACACCACUGAAUUUUGAAAUGCCACGCAGUUGCUCCUGUUUUUUCUGAACAAUAUUUAUGGUGCUGGUGUCCAGAAAAGCACCUCCAUUCCCAAGCCCGAUAGUUACCAACUUCAGAGCCUGCUGGAAUUAAUAAGACCAUUUUCACAAGUAAUAUGGUUUCCCUACAUGUCUAUUCAGAAGCCUGUCCCAUUGACUUCAGUGGUAAGUGGGCACAGGAAAGUAGCCAAAAUUGCUUGCUCCUGUUUUAUUUAUUGAGCUUUAUAGCCUAUUCAAGGUUUGAAGGGGUAACAGCCUACUACAGAAAUCUGAUAAAUUAUUUCUGUGCAUCUGCAUUUGGAAAUAAGAUGACACACACACAGAGUUUGCUUUGCUGAAUGCGUUCAUAGGAUUACUGCCUCACUGUCACUAUUAGAUGAAGUAUUUAAUAAUCAUGCCAGUUAAUCUUCCCAUGGUCAUUCUUAGGUAGCCAAAAUGGAAGGGAGGGGGUUUAACCCUGAGGUAUGCAUAAGUACAAAAAUAAUCUGCAGCCCCAUGAUAACCAACCAACACAGAAUAUUGAGUGGUUGAGAGGUCAAUUCCUGGUUCACAUUGGGAUGCUAUUUUUCACUGACACCCCUCCCCCGAAGGCAAUACUCAGAAAAAUGAGUGGGGAAAUCCUAAAUGGUAACGUAGCUGGUAUUAGGCACCAAUGUGUUUAUCCCUGUCACCAAGAAAACUAGAGAGGUGUUUAACUCUGCUCUAACAGAGUUAUUAGUGUGAAACAUUUGAAAAAUAACCCUGGUAAUGCAAAUUCCUAAGGAAAUGCAGUUCAUUGUUCUCCAAUUGCAGGUUAGAAGGGGUUGUAGUGGAGAGAAGUUAAGGUAGUCCUGCAGUGUUGUCCAAACACUUUAGGACGUGCAAGUUGGGCUAAAACAGUAGCUUGCACUUCUGCCAGGUUAUCCAUUGCUUUUAUCCCCAUAUUAAAAGUUAGAGAAUUGUAUUAAACAAUUCUGCUGUGUAGUUCACAGUUAUACCUCUGCGGUAGGUAGGAGAGCUCUUCUGAGAGCAGGGAUUCCUGUCUUUGAGCUAGCUUUUUUUUAACAACAACAACUUUUCCCAUCCACAUCAGCCAUAGCCUCAGAUAACACACACAAAUGCAUGGGAUACACUGUGACAUUUUGUUACAGGGCUUCACUUGUUCCCUCGGCUUCUGAAGUUCCUUCAUGGAAAUGCUUGCUACGGUAUAUACAAUCUUCAUAA